GUCUUAUUUUGAAAGGGUGUCCGGAAGCGCGGAGCAGAGCCCGUGAGUGCGGCAUGGUGGACGCUCCUCUGUCGGAAGAAGACGCUCCGCUCCGGGAUUUCACGGAAGAUGCAGAAGACACGGGAGCUGCUGCUUUCCGAAGGAGAACCCUCCAGUGAAGAUGAGACCAUGGUCCCAGUACUGACGUCCAGAAAAGCCAGUGAACUGCCCGUCAAUGAAGUAGCAUGUGUCCUGCAGGCCGACCUGCAGCUGGGUUUGACCCAGGAGGAGGUGAGGCGGCGGAGGGCGUACCACGGCUGGAACGAGUUCGACAUCAGCGAGGACGAGCCGCUGUGGAGGAAGUACCUGUCACAGUUCAAAGAUCCGCUCAUCCUGCUGUUGCUGGCGUCGGCGGUCAUCAGCAUCAUCAUGCACCAGUUCGAUGACGCCAUCAGCAUCACAGUGGCCAUCAUCAUCGUAGUGACGGUCGCCUUCGUCCAGGAGUAUCGCUCAGAGAAGUCUUUGGAGGAGUUGGGGAAGCUCGUCCCUCCAGAAUGUCACUGUGUCAGGGAGGGGAACCUGGAGCACCUGCUGGCCAGAGAGCUCGUUCCCGGAGACACCGUCUGCCUGUCGGUGGGGGAGAAGGUCCCGGCUGACCUCCGUCUCUUCGAGGCGACAGACCUGUCAGUGGAUGAGUCCAGUCUGACGGGGGAGACCACGCCCUGCACCAAGUCCACCGCCCACCAGCCGGCAUCCACCAACGGAGACAUCGCCUCCCGCAGCAACAUCGCCUUCAUGGGGACGCUGGUGCGCUACGGCAAAGCCAAGGGCAUCGUCAUUGGAACCGGAGAGAACUCUGAGUUCGGGGAGGUGUUCAAGAUGAUGCAGGCAGAGGAGGCUCCUAAAACUCCUCUGCAGAAGAGCAUGGACCUGCUGGGGAAGCAGCUGUCGCUUUAUUCCUUCUGCAUCAUCGGCGUCAUCAUGCUGGUGGGCUGGCUGCAGGGCAAGAGUCUCCUGGACAUGUUCACCAUCGGUGUCAGUCUGGCUGUGGCUGCCAUCCCAGAGGGCUUACCCAUCGUGGUGACGGUGACGCUGGCGCUCGGCGUGAUGCGGAUGGUGAAGAAAAGAGCGAUCAUCAAGAAACUUCCCAUCGUGGAAACUCUGGGCUGCUGUAAUGUGAUCUGCUCGGACAAAACGGGGACGCUGACCAAGAACGAGAUGACGGUCACUCAGCUGUUCACGUCAGACGGACAGCACGCUGAGGUCACCGGCGUCGGCUAUAACGGGCAGGGGGAAGUUCUGCUGAACGGAGAGGUGAUCCACGGCUUCUCGUGUCAGUCCAUCAGCAAAAUUGUGGAGGUCGGCUGUGUGUGCAACGACUCCAUCAUCAGGAAUCACAACGUGCUGGGACGGCCCACAGAAGGAGCGCUCAUCGCCCUCGCCAUGAAGGUGGGGCUGGAGGGUCUGCAGCGCGAGUACGUGCGGGUGGAGGAGCAUCCGUUCAGCUCGGAGAAGAAGUGGAUGGCCGUGCGCUGCGUUCACCGCACGCAGCAGGACAAAGCUGGAGUUUACUUCAUGAAGGGCGCGUACGAGCACGUGAUUCGCUUCUGCAGCUCCUACAACAGCAGAGGCAGCGCGCUCCCCCUGAACCACCAGCAGGUGGAGCUGUACCAGCAGCAGAUCAGCUACAUGGGCUCAGGCGGGCUCAGAGUGCUGGCGUUCGCGUCGGGCUCUGAGAUGGGGAAGCUGACCUUCCUGGGUUUGGUGGGCAUCAUCGACCCUCCAAGGUCAGGGGUCAAAGAGGCCGUGGGCACGCUCAUCAGCUCUGGAGUCACCAUCAAGAUGAUCACCGGAGACUCCCAGGAGACGGCCAUGUCUAUAGCCAGUCGCAUCGGCCUCUUCUCUAAAGGGGGGCAGAGUUUGUCUGGGGAGGAGGUGGAUCAGCUGGACCUGCAGCAGCUGUCGCAGAUCAUCUCCAGAAUUUCCGUGUUUUAUCGCGCCAGCCCGCGACACAAGCUGAAGAUCGUCAAGUCCCUGCAGAACAACGGCGCUGUGGUGGCCAUGACGGGUGACGGGGUGAAUGACGCCGUGGCUCUGAAGGCCGCUGACAUCGGUGUUGCGAUGGGCCAGACGGGCACCGACGUCUGCAAGGAGGCGGCCGACAUGAUCCUGGUGGACGACGACUUCCAGACCAUCAUGUCGGCCAUCGAGGAGGGAAAAGGAAUUUACAACAACAUCAAAAACUUUGUUUGCUUCCAGCUGAGCACGAGCAUUGCGGCACUCACCCUCAUCUCCUUGGCGACGCUGAUGAACUUCCCCAACCCGCUGAACGCCAUGCAGAUCCUGUGGAUCAACAUCAUCAUGGACGGACCGCCGGCUCAGAGUUUGGGGGUGGAGCCUGUGGACCGCGACAUCAUCAGGAAGCCUCCUCGCAACGUCGGAGACAGCAUCAUCACCCGCAGCCUGAUCGUCAAAGUGCUCGUGUCGGCGUUCAUCAUCGUCUGCGGGACGCUUUACGUCUUCUGGAGAGAGUUGCAGGACAACGUGAUCACUCCUCGAGACACCACCAUGACCUUCACCUGCUUCGUCUUCUUCGACAUGUUCAACGCUCUGAGCUCCAGAUCGCAGACCCGGAUGGUCCACGAGAUGGGGCUGUGCAGCAACCGCACGUUCUGUUUCGCCGUCCUGGCCUCCAUCAUGGGGCAGCUGCUCGUCAUCUACUUCCCUCCUCUGCAGAGCGUCUUCCAGACGGAGAGUCUCAGCGUCCUCGACCUCGUCUUCCUCGUGUCCCUCACCUCCUCCGUCUGCGCCGUAUCUGAGGUCAUCAAGAAGGUGGAGAGGUGGAGGGGGGUGGAGAAGAGCCCCCCCUCUGACUUCUUCCACGAAGUAUGACCCCGCCCCCUCGCUGUCCAGGCUGAUGGACUCUGGUGUGUGGAGGAUGAAGAGGAGGGUGGAGGUGAUGGAGCAUCUCUGUCCUGAUGGCACUGACUUCUUUGAACCUCAAAGACUUUUUUUCUGAGAUCCUCAGACGGGGACGAGACUCCGGUCAGGCACUGGAGGAGGCGCCUGGCCUCAAGGGGCGGGGUUAGCGGUCUGGACCUGUGUCGAUCGGCCGCGGCCGUUCAGCUAGAGCCUCUCUCUCUGCGCCGCGGUCCGAGCCACUUCUUCCUGCCCCGUCAUUUAGGAUGAAAUCGGACUUCGGGGCGUCUCCGUGGCCUCUUCCUGUUCUGUUUUAGUUUAGACGGCGGUGACCACUAUUGGGCUCGCUUCUCUACACGAGGUGGACGUUGUAUUUUGCGUCCUCUGUGGGAGCGUCUGCGGUGUGACGGUACAGCACCAAUCACAGAUCAAUCAGCGGGGGAAAUCAUGUUUCGAUCUUUAAUUUAUUUUGAUAACCUGAUGGGUUCUGGUGUGAAAUUUUAUUUAUCUCACAAACAGGAGCGAAUCAUUUCCUGGACGCUGGGAAGUUUUAGUGAUGUGGGUUUAAUCAAGACGGUUUUUUAAACAAAAGCUUUGAUUACGAGAAAAGUCUGAGGGCUGAUUUUUGUUAAUAAAGUUCAUAUUUUAAAAAUUAA
This is a messenger RNA of Haplochromis burtoni (Burton's mouthbrooder), 3554 nucleotides long. RefSeq names its product ATPase secretory pathway Ca2+ transporting 1 (gene atp2c1). Bases 109 to 2871 code for a protein of 920 amino acids. The transcript is spliced from 27 exons. The record is from RefSeq and is a predicted model, not a curated record. Gene Ontology annotation, biological process: calcium ion transmembrane transport; intracellular calcium ion homeostasis; manganese ion transport. Gene Ontology annotation, molecular function: P-type calcium transporter activity; ATP binding; ATP hydrolysis activity. Gene Ontology annotation, cellular component: endoplasmic reticulum; plasma membrane; Golgi membrane. Lineage: Eukaryota; Metazoa; Chordata; Actinopteri; Cichliformes; Cichlidae.